Molecule: messenger RNA, 1294 nt
Organism: Closterium sp. Naga37s-1
Lineage: Eukaryota; Viridiplantae; Streptophyta; Zygnematophyceae; Desmidiales; Closteriaceae
Source: the annotation of a GenBank genome assembly
CCAGGUUGAGGUCUUCCGCCUCGAUUUCCGUAGCACUAGCAGGGACGCCGGAUUAGUGGUGUCAUCAACGGUCAAGAGGGCCUCGUGCGAUGUGGGAACAGAAGAAGCAGCGCUUGCAGAAGCAGGAGAGACGAAGAAGCGGCGGUGUGUGGAUAGCAGUAGCAUUCUUUCCAGUGGCGAUGCGGCUGUGCAAGCCUGUGAGGCACCAGCGCCAUCAUCAACAGCAGCAGCAGCAGCAGCAGCAGCAGAAGUACCUGCUGCUAGCGAGCCAUCCAUCAGCAAGACAUCCGAAGUCAAAGAAGCAGCAAGGCACAUAAACACUCUCCCAGCACCUGAGCCACAACCAGCCCCGGCGUUGCGAUUCUCCUACCUCCCACAUUCCACUGUGCACUUGAUGCCUCUGGGCCAAUUCCUAUCAACCUGCAGAGGAACCCAUGCUCGACGGUCCGCUCAAACGUCUGCUGAACAAUCCAAGUCAUCAGAGUCGCCCCUGCCAGCAUGGCAACUGUUGUAUCUGGCGUGGCGUGGACUUCCCCAAUCAUCUGCGUUCAUACAGUCAGACAUUGACUUCAGUCUCACUGAGAAAUCUCAAUGUCCAGACGAGCAGCUGUCCAGUGGAAGCACGCCACAUGGCUUCCGAACAUUCAUAGACCAGCUGCUGGUUCCCACGCUUUCUCCUCCUUUCCUGGAGGCUCUCAGACAACAGGAGGCACAAUGCAACAAAAUUAAAGAGGCAGCGGACAAAGGGAGCCAAGCGAGGGCGAGGGGAUCAGGGGUUACAGGAUGUUUGGCUGGUGGCCGUGAGCAAUGGAACUUGUGGGUGGGACGGAGUGCCACAAGUCAGAUUCACUUUGAUGGCAUGGACAAUGUUCACGUGUGCUUGCAGGGCAGCAAGAUCAUUCAUCUCUACAGCCCCUCUGACUCCAUCUUCCUCUAUCCCAUGCCUUGGAGCGAAGAUCGUAUCAACAACAAAUCGUCUCUGCCUUCCAUCCUCACUGCGUGCCCUGAAAAGUAUCCUCUUGUUUUCUCCCAGGCUACAUGUUACCGAGUCCAGGUGAGGGCUUCCAUUGCUCUACCGUAUCUCAAUUUCAACAGGAUCGUAUUAUGUACAAAAAGUACUCUACUACCUGUUGUUGGUGCCUAUGUACAGCUAAUGCAGGGAGAAGCGAUCUUCAUACCAGCAGGAUGGUGGCACGAGGUUUUCACCUUCGGUCCCAUGACUGUUUCUGCCAAUGUUUGGUUUCCACCCCAUCCAUCGUGUCAUCUCAGGCCCACUCUUAUGAUGCUCCACUCA